UCAAAAAAGAAGCGAUAAACCCCGCCAAUCACGCGACGUGCCUGAAGCUAAACCCCACCGCUCUUUCACUCAGUUCACACUUCGCCCCCCCAAUACCAUUCUCCCAUUUAUACAUUUUGCAGAAUCCCACACUCGGAAGUUCACAAAGCUCGAAAAUUUUGCAGCAAUGGAGGACAACGAGGAAGUGGGUGAGGAGUACCUCUUCAAGAUUGUCCUGAUUGGUGAUUCUGCUGUUGGCAAGUCCAAUUUGCUCUCUCGCUUUGCUCGCAACGAGUUCGAUAACAAUUCUAAGGCUACAAUUGGGGUUGAGUUUCAGACCCAGGUCGUGGAAAUUGAUGGCAAAGAAAUUAAGGCUCAGAUCUGGGACACUGCUGGCCAAGAGCGAUUCAGAGCUGUCACUUCUGCUUAUUACAGAGGUGCCGUUGGGGCUCUCAUUGUUUACGAUAUCAGUAGGAGAACCACUUUUGACAGCAUCAAAAGGUGGCUCGAGGAGCUUUCUCUUCAUUGUGAUACUACUGUGGCAAGAAUGUUGGUGGGAAACAAGUGUGACCUGCAGAAUAUCAGAGAGGUUAGCAUAGAGGAUGGCAAAAGCCUUGCAGAAGAAGAAGGCUUAUUCUUCAUGGAGACAUCUGCACUUGAUUCUACCAAUGUUCAAACGGCUUUCGAGAUCGUUAUCCAGGAAAUCUAUAGCAAUAUCAGCCGGAAAGUGUUGAACUCUGAUUCCUACAAGGCCGAACUGUCCGUGAAUCGAGUCAACCUGGCUAAUGGGGAAGGAUCAAAGCAAGGCCGGCUGAAUUUUUCUUGCUGUUCUUCAUGAGUUUUGUUCCAGAUGACUUGGCUUUGUCACUCCCAUGGAUAUUUUGAGUGUAGUCUUCCUUUUUUCUUACCCUUGAUAGUAUGAAAUCUUGUCCUAUGGGGAAUUAUUUUCUAUCGGUCUACAUCCUCUGUUGUACCCCCAAAAAACGAAGGAGGUCAAUAUUUUUUUUUUUUUCCCUAAAAGCUCACAUAUUGCAAAGCAUGCUGCGCUGCGCAGCACGUUCUUCAUUUUCAAUUUAAAGCCUCUGUUCCUUCAAUUCUUGAGGAACUUGAUCCUUAUGUGAAUGAAAAAGGAGAAAGAGUUUGCUUUUGCA
This is a messenger RNA of Prosopis cineraria, 1130 nucleotides long. Its product is annotated as ras-related protein RABA5b-like. The record is from RefSeq and is a predicted model, not a curated record. Gene Ontology annotation, molecular function: GTP binding; GTPase activity. The transcript has 2 exons. Bases 167 to 817 code for a protein of 216 amino acids. Lineage: Eukaryota; Viridiplantae; Streptophyta; Magnoliopsida; Fabales; Fabaceae. Gene Ontology annotation, cellular component: endosome.